UCCCGCAGGGCUGGCACCGGUCAAUGUUUAACCGGAGCGGUGGUACCGGUUGUGUGGGCAGCCGGGGCCGGCUGGGGGUGGCCGCCGCCGGGACGGACCGGGCGCUGCGGGUACCCCGAGCACAGCGUGCUGGGGGGCGCAUGGAACCAGAGGGGGAGCGGGGCGGGGACCCCCAGCCGGACCCCCGGCCCAGAACGCUCCCACGGGGACAGGAGAGACCGUAAGUUUUUGAGGAGACGGAGGAGACAGAGGCCAUCCUGUUCUGGAGCAGCAGGCCUUGGGCAGUGACUGCCGACUGAUACAGGCAGCGAGAGGGGUGGGAGGGAACCCCAAAAAGGCUGGGGGGGGGGACAGGACCGUCCUUCUGCGGCGACAUGGUGGGGACAGUGAGCUCUGUCCCCUGCCAUGCUUCAGGGCACAGAGGAAGUGGGAGGACGGUGCGAGCACACCAUGACCGAGGGUCCCUCUACCCCAGCCCCCGGGGUGCCCGCGGGCAGACCCCCAGCCGGGGGGCACCCACCACUCUGCUGCCCUCUGUUCCCCAAAGGAGUCCUGGAGAGGAGCGGGAGCGCCCCGUGGAGGGCAGAGAGACGCGUCUGAGAGUGGUGUUAAGGGUCCGGCCACUGACCUGCACAGAGACGCGGCGAGGUGACCAGCAAGUUGUGCACAGCCUCGGUGACGGCGCCGUCCACGUAAGCGCGGCCAGGCACGAUGCCACCUUUGGCUUCAGCGCCGUGUUCGACGCCGGCGCCUCGCAGGAGGCUGUGUUCGAAGGCAGCGGGAUGAGGCAGCUGGUGGAGCUGGCCAUGGACGGCUUCUCCUGCACCGUCUUUGCCUUCGGGCAGACCGGCUCGGGGAAGACCUACACCCUGAUGGGACCCCUCGCCCAGAGCGAGGCCCAGCCGGCAUCCCCGGCUCUGCUGGGGCUGAUGCAGAGAUCCUUCACCUGCCUCCUGGAGCAGAGCCGGAGCCGUGGCUCUGACCUGGCUCUCAGCGCUUCCUACCUGGAGAUCUACAACGAACAGGUGCGGGACCUGCUGAGCCCGGGGCCACCGUGCGCCCUGCCCCUGCGCUGGAGCAAAACCCGCGGCUUCUACGUGGAGAACCAGCUCAGCGUGGAAUUCGAGAGCCUGGAGACCAUUGUCAACCUGCUCCUGCAAGGAUCCCAGAGGCGCCGGACCUCGGCCCAUGCCCUCAACAGGCACUCGAGCCGCAGCCACGCCCUUCUGACCAUCCACAUCCGCAGCCGAGCUGCCAGCUCCUGCUCCAGCAAGCAGGGCACGCUGUGCUUCGUGGACCUGGCUGGCAGCGAGCGGGUGAAGGAGACUGGCUCCAGCGGGGAGCUCUCCGUGGAGGCCAACAGCAUCAACCGCAGCCUCCUGGCACUGGGACACUGCAUCUCCCUGUUGGCCAAAUCCCGAGGGAAGCGAACACACAUCCCCUACCGGGACAGCAAGCUCACCCGGCUGCUGGCUCGCUCCCUGGGCGGCUCGGGCAUCACCCUGAUGGUCGCCUGCAUCUCCCCGUCCUCCCGCUGCCUCUCAGAGACUCUGAGCACGCUGCACUACGCCAGCCGUGCCCGGAGGGUCACCACCAGACCCCUGGCCAACAGGGUGUCCCGGGAGAAGCUGCUGCAAACCUUGGAGCAAGAAAUCCAUGCCCUGCAGCUGGAAAACCUCUCCCUGCGCCAGCAGCUGUGCCUGCCCAGAGUGCCAGUGAGGAGCACAGAGGUCACAGGGAACCCUUCAAAAGCAUGGGCAGGCUCGGGGAACAGGUACAGCCCUGCAGGGCAGCUCCCACCAGAGGGAACCCCAGCCUGGCCCAGCCUCUACGGUCUCCUGCGGGACUUCGUGGUGGAGAAUGAGCAGAUGAGAGCCACCCGCAGCUCCUGUGACAGCCAGCCCCUGCUCCGGAGUGCCCGCAGCCUCCAUGUCCCCUGCAGCCACUCGGUGAGGCACCGGCGGCCUGAAACAACACCCAGCUCUGUCCCUCGGCUGCCGAAGCUCCCUCCUGCCUCCAGCCGCCCCAGCUGCCCAGUGUGCCCACAGUGCUGCCCUGGGCCAGCUGAUGCCACCACGUUCCAGAUACAGCCCCAGGGGUCUCUUUGGACAGGGUGGCACAGCCACCUUGACCACUCUGCUCACCCCCAGGUGCUGCCAGUGCUCCCCAUGCCACAGCCAGUUCCCCCUGAGGGAAGUGCUGGUCUUCUGCCACCUGGACAGGAGGACACGGCUCUGCCUGGCUCCCGUCAGCCCCACGGGCACCCCCAGCCGCACCAGAGGAAGCGGAGUCAUGGCAGGAGCAGGAGCUUGUCCCAGCAGCACCUGCUGCACCGGGAGCUGCCAGGCCCUGAGCGCAUUCCCAGCCCCGAGGGAAGAGUCAUCCCUUCUGCACCACCGUGGCCAGGGCUGCCAGAGCCCAGAGCUGCCGGCACCGUCCCUCUCCUCCAGUGGGAAGAGGCACUGGACUGGCUGGCAGAGCAGAUCUGAGCUGCCACAGGCACACCAUGGAUGGGGCCAACAUCAGGGAUCUGGCACAGUCUGGAGGGACAACCACAGCC
Molecule: messenger RNA, 2560 nt
Organism: Catharus ustulatus (Swainson's thrush)
Lineage: Eukaryota; Metazoa; Chordata; Aves; Passeriformes; Turdidae
Gene: KIF12
Product: kinesin family member 12
Biological process (GO): microtubule-based movement
Molecular function (GO): ATP binding; microtubule binding; microtubule motor activity
Source: RefSeq, a predicted model, not a curated record